AUUCACUAUCUUGCUAUUCAAAUAUUUUACAUUUUCAUAUGGCCUUUCUACUUCUCCCCUCUUCGGAACCUGCCAGGCCCCAAGGUUGGGAUCCGAUUUCCUUUUGGAGAAAUAUUGAACCAGGCCAAUGCUCUCCCGAGCGAGUUGGAGACGCGUUGGAUGAAGGAAUAUCCAGAUGCACCGUUUAUUCGAUACAUGUCUCUAUUAAACCGGGAAAUGCUGAUGGUCAACAACACACGAGCACAAAAAGAGAUUCUCCAGACCAAAUGCUACUCAUUUAUUAAGCCACCUUACUGGAAGCGGGUUGUUGGUGAGAUAGCAGGGCAUGGUAUUCUGUUCACAGAGGGUGAAGAACAUAAAAAGCAACGAAAGCUUUUAGUUGCGCCUUUCUCCUUUGGCAAUAUUCGACGAAUGCAUUCCAUCUUUCAACAAAAGGCUGAAGAGACAUCCUCAAUUAUGUUAACUUUGGUCAAAGAAGGGACGAAUAUUAUUGACGUCUCGAGCCUUCUUUCACAUACGACUCUCGACAUCGUUGGUCUAGCAGCUCUGGGCUAUGAACUCAACUCCCUAUCGACAUCGUCGUCAUUAGCAACGAACUACGAGAAGAUCUUUGAGUUUGCAACACCCCUUCAGCUUCUAAUCUCUUUUAUUCACCAAUUUAUCCCCAUACGACCACUGCUACCAUUCAAAGCGAAUAAGAGUUAUGUUGAGGCGAACGCAGAGGUUAGAAAGAUCCUCCGAAAACAUAUCCGGCGACGAAAGCUAGAGUUUCGUGAGCGAACAUCCACAGGAGAAAAUGCUGGCCGCGAUCUCCUAACUCUCAUGAUCAAAGAGAGCAACGACAAAUGGUCAGAAGAGGAUAUGCUGGGCUAUCUGCUGAAUUUCAUGUCUGCGGGACAUGAGACAACAGCAGGUGCACUAACCUGGGCCUUGCAUGCUCUCACUUUAAACCCGGAUAUCCAGAACCAUUUGCGCAACGAAAUUAAAUUGACAAUAAAUUCCACCUCGCCAACUCAAGCUGAACUUGAGAACCUACCAUACUUGAGUAAUUUCGUCAAGGAAGUCCUGCGAUUUUACCCGCCAGCUCCAAACUUCCCUCGCCAGGCAAUUGAAGACCUAGAAAUAGAGAGUGUGAAUAUACCCAAGGGAACUAUGGUGAUGAUAGCUCCGGCUGCACCUCAGUUUAACCCUGAAGUUUGGGGUCCAACUGUUGAUCAAUUUGACCCCGAUCGAUGGGAUAAUCUACCAGAGCCAGCUCGAGAUCCCUACGCUUCUCUCGCAUUCUCUAAUGGGCCACGAAUAUGCAUUGGAAAGCAGUUCGCUCUUCACGAGAUGAAAGCAAUACUGGUCGAGUUAAUCCGGAAGUUUGAGUUUGCAAAUACUGGCCCUGUUGAGCCUCAGAAGAGCGGACCGAGUUUGAGGCCUUUGAACGGGAUGAGGCUGGACGUU
Ilyonectria robusta is the source of this 1449-nucleotide messenger RNA. Its product is annotated as cytochrome P450. The record is from RefSeq and is a predicted model, not a curated record. Lineage: Eukaryota; Fungi; Ascomycota; Sordariomycetes; Hypocreales; Nectriaceae. The annotation marks the transcript as partial. The transcript has 7 exons. Gene Ontology annotation, molecular function: heme binding; iron ion binding; oxidoreductase activity, acting on paired donors, with incorporation or reduction of molecular oxygen.